GAAAAGUCUUUGUUGCUUCUCAGUCUCCAGCUUGAUCCCGCUUCCUCCACAGUCUCAGUCCAGAUCAUUAGAGUCUGAGUCUGUUCCUCAGCAAUUAGAAGCUCAGAUCUGCGUGUUCCCGGCGUGACUGAAGCCUACAGGCGCUUGGAGAGCCUCUCAUUCUGUGCAUAAACAAAGGCAAGAACCUUGGAAGAAGUCAAUGCAGCGCUUACUGUGCGAGAAGGUGAUGGCUUCUGAGAGCAUCAGCCCCAGCGGUGAGGGCAAAGACACCAGCCAGAGGAAGAUCCUCGUCCUCCUGGACCUCUUCUGCCUCUUCCUGGCUGGUUUGCCGUUCCUGAUCAUCGAGUCGAGCGCGGUCCGGCCGUCGCGUGGCUUCUACUGCAGCGACGACUCCAUAAAAUACCCAGCUAAAGACAGGGAGACCAUCAGCGACGGGGUUUUAUCAGCAGUAGGAACGCUCAUCGUCGUCCUCUCGAUCACGAUAGGCGAGAGCUAUCGGAUCCACUUUCUCCACGAGGGCUCCAACGCGUUCGUCAGGAACCCCUACCUGUCGGCCCUCUACAAGCAGGUCGGCGUGUUCCUCUUCGGCGGCGCCAUCAGCCAGUCCUUUACGGAUAUCGCCAAGGUGUCGGUGGGCCGCCUGCGUCCUCACUUCCUGGACGUGUGCAGACCCGAUUUCUCCCGGAUCAACUGCUCGCUGGGUUACAUCACAGAGUACAUGUGCACAGGGGACGAAAGCCAGGUUCAAGAGGCCAGGAAGUCAUUUUUCUCAGGCCACGCCUCUUUUUCCAUGUACACCAUGCUCUAUUUGGCUCUGUACCUACAGUCAAGGUUCACCUGGGAAGGAGCGCGGCUGCUCCGGCCUCUGGUGCAGUUCACACUCCUCAUGAUGGCCUUCUACACCGGUCUAUCGCGGGUCUCUGAUCAUAAGCACCACCCCAGUGACGUCCUGGCUGGAUUUGUACAGGGAGCCCUGGUGGCCUACUGCGUUGCAUACUACAUAUCUGACCUCUUCAGGUCAAAGCACAGGGGCUCCUCCCUUCCACCCACUCCUAUAAAGAAAGAGCUUCUUCCCAGCGUGGAACGGAACAACCACCUGACGUUAGCAUGACUCUGAACAGCCCAGGAUGGGACUGGACUGGUCACUGGGCUAGUCCUGGCUUCGCCCAUCAGCAAGACUGGCCUACACUGGACAGAUGUAAACCACAUGUGAAUCUCAACAUGCCAAAUCGAAGGCAUGUCGAAAACCGGGCCUCUGCUCGAGCCUCUUGUUUGUUUCUCCACCCGAAUUGUGAAUUCUCGACAGCUCAAAAGGACAGCGAAGCUAUGUCUGAGAGGAUGCAGAUAUAUAACCUUUGUGUGAAACAAAUUCCUAGGUAGGAGGAAGGAUUUUUUUUUAUAAAAAUGCAAAUGAAUAUUUUUUUAUAUUACAUUUCAAAUAAUUAUAAGUUAUAAAAUGCCUUGAUCUGUUACUAGCGAAAGCCCUGAACCAUGUUAUUGAAAAAAAAAGAAAUUGACAUGUAGUUUUAUAGUUAUUGUGACUCAAUAUUUAAUUUUUUUUUUUUUAAAUAAUUUCAA
This is a messenger RNA of Silurus meridionalis, 1578 nucleotides long. Its product is annotated as phospholipid phosphatase 3-like. Gene Ontology annotation, biological process: phospholipid dephosphorylation; phospholipid metabolic process; canonical Wnt signaling pathway. The record is from RefSeq and is a predicted model, not a curated record. Gene Ontology annotation, molecular function: phosphatidate phosphatase activity. Lineage: Eukaryota; Metazoa; Chordata; Actinopteri; Siluriformes; Siluridae.